AAUCUUGUGGAAGCAAUGGAUUUAAAUGCCCUUUGAAGAGCAUUUGCGUUAGAGCUUAUACAGCAUCAGGCAGCUGCAUUUGUCAAUUUGGUAAAUUGCCAGGUGAACCGCUUCAACCAGACCCAGCUACGAAAAACCAGAAAAUGCCUCAGAGUAUUACAAAUGUGGAUGCUGUGUUGCAAUGCCAACAAAAUGG
Messenger RNA from Paramuricea clavata, 196 nucleotides. The record is from the annotation of a GenBank genome assembly. Lineage: Eukaryota; Metazoa; Cnidaria; Anthozoa; Malacalcyonacea; Plexauridae.